AUGGGGGAAAUGACUGGUAUUACACCACCUUGUAUGGACUGGAAGUCCCAAGAUCCUCCAUCAUCCUUUCAGAAUUUUAGACAAUAUUGUGAAGUAAUUUUCAAAGGUCCAUUAUCAAAGAAAUCUGAUGAAGAGAAAUGCAAUUAUACUCUCCUGUGGCUAGGACAAGAAGGGAUACAAGUAUAUAAGUCCUGGGCUAAGGAAUUCAAGAUGCCUGAUGAGAUUUUUGAAGCUUUCUCCAAACACUUUGAGCCUAAAUCAAACUUCCGUGUGAGUAGAUUCAACCUCCAGAAGUUCAGACAAGAUCAACAUGAUGAUUUUGUGGCCAGGUGUAAACUUCAAGCAAGGAAGUGCAAGUUUACAGAUCCUGAAAUGGAAGAACGUCUCAUCGAACAACUCAUCAUUGGUACCAAGCAUGUCAAGGUUCAAGAGAGACUCUUAGGAAAGGACGAGACACUCAAGCUGGAUGCAGCACUUGACACGGCUAGGACACAUGAAGCAACAGAAAGCCACAUGAGCAUGAUGAAGGCUGUUGGGAACCACAAGUUGAACAUGGACACAGUUCGAAAGAAAACACACACCGAAGGUAAGUGGCAGAAGAAAUGCCAAAACUGUGGUAGAUCUCAUCCGAGUAAGCAGUGCCCAGCAUAUGGUACCCAAUGUCGUGGAUGUGGAGGACACAACCACUGGCAGAAGCGUUGCAGGAAAUCUUCCCAAGGAAAGAAAACCACCUCGGGAAAAUCAUAUCAGAAGAAGCAACAGGGUGAGAAGUAUGAGAUGGGACCAAAGAAAUACCAAGGUCGCCAUUCAUCAAAGCAAGUCCAUGAAAUGCAAGAGGAUGAUUAUCCAGAGGACGAGAUUGAAGUAUGCAGAUUUGAGACAAUUACUAUCGAUUACAUUGAGAAGGAUGAAGCUUUUGCAGACAUCGAUAUCAUGCUUAAGCCAAAGAAACCAGCAGUCCUAAAGGUUAAAGUGGAUACAGGAGCCCAAGGAAACCUCCUACCUUUACGUCUGUAUAAGCUAAUGUACACAGACAGAGUGGGCAAAGAUGGCCGACCACUACCUGGGAUGCUCAAGAAGACAAGGACAAUAGUUACAGGAUAUGGCCAGAAGGUUAUACCAUUGUUCGGAAUCCACACAAUCACAUGCAUGCGAGGCAACAAGAAGAUUGACGCGAGAUUCUAUGUGGUGGAUGCUGAUGGACCAGCCCUAGGAGGAUUGCCAUUAUCGCUGAAGUUGGGUCUUGUGAAAAUGAACUGUGAGGUGAAGGAGUCCUCAGACUGCACUAUCACAGACAAGGAGCAGUUGAGAAAACUCUACCCUGAUCGAUUUGAAGGCAUAGGACAGUUCAGUGGAGAAUAUCACAUAGUCAUUGAUAAAGAUGUACAGCCUGUCAUUCACCCUGCAAGGAGAUGUCCGAUACAUAUCAAAGAUGAGAUAAAACAAGAAUUGGACGAGAUGGAGAAACUAGGUGUGAUAGAGCCUGUUUUCGAUCCAACAGAUUGGGUAUCAAGUUUGGUUUAUGCCCAGAAACCAAAUGGACGUUGGCGUGUAUGUCUGGAUCCCAAAGACCUCAACAAGGCAAUCAAGCGAGCGCAUACUACAAUUCCUAACCUAGAGGAGAUAAAACACAAGUUUGCAGGAGCUCAGGUAUUUUCAACGCUCGAUGCAAAGCACGGAUACUGGUCAGUAAAGCUGGAUGAUGAGUCAAGUAAUCUUACUACCUUUAACAGUCCAUUCGGCAGGUACAAAUUCAAAAGACUUCCGUUUGGAUUGUCUGUAUCCCAGGAUAUAUUCCAGCAGAAGAUGGACCAGAUACUAGAGAAAUGUCCGGGGGUAAUAGGCUUAGCUGAUGACGUCGCCGUCAUUGGAGCAAACUCAGAAGAGCACGACCAGAAUCUACACCAUCUCAUGCAAGUAGCAAGGGAACAUGGUCUAGUAUUCAACAUAGAGAAGUGUAGAAUCAAGAAGGACCAGAUCCGAUUCUUUGGAUUGAUUUUUGACAAGGAUGGUGUUCACCCAGACCCUCGGAAGACUGCAGCCAUUGAUGCCAUCAAGGCACCAGCAAGUACGAAGCAGUUACAAGAGUUCCUCGGAAUAGUGACCUACAUGUCUCCAUUUAUCCCAACCUUGCAACACAAACAGCUCCACUUAGAGAGUUGA
This is a messenger RNA of Lytechinus pictus (painted urchin), 2163 nucleotides long. RefSeq lists its product as uncharacterized. Lineage: Eukaryota; Metazoa; Echinodermata; Echinoidea; Temnopleuroida; Toxopneustidae. Bases 1 to 2163 code for a protein of 720 amino acids. The transcript has a single exon. The record is from RefSeq and is a predicted model, not a curated record.